Messenger RNA from Rattus norvegicus (Norway rat), 1387 nucleotides. RefSeq names its product lysosomal protein transmembrane 4 alpha (gene Laptm4a). The record is from RefSeq and is marked validated. Gene Ontology annotation, cellular component: membrane; endomembrane system. NCBI's taxonomy places the organism in Eukaryota, Metazoa, Chordata, Mammalia, Rodentia, Muridae. Bases 170 to 871 code for a protein of 233 amino acids. The transcript is spliced from 7 exons.
CAGCGCUCAGAGCGCAGGCGCACAGGAGUUGGCAGGGGCCCGGGCCGAGGGCGGGCCAGAAGACGCGUCGUUUGGCUUUGGACAGCGUCGCAGAGUCGUCUGGGUUGAACCGCUGGGCCGAAAGCUUUUGUCAGGGGCCUGGGCGAGAGCGAGGCCCACGAGGUUCCCGAUGGUGUCCAUGACUUUCAAACGGAGCCGCAGCGACCGGUUCUACAGCACCCGGUGCUGCGGCUGUUGCCAUGUCCGCACCGGGACGAUCAUCCUGGGGACCUGGUACAUGGUGGUCAACCUAUUGAUGGCAAUUUUGCUGACUGUGGAGGUGACUCAUCCAAAUUCCAUGCCAGCUGUCAACAUUCAGUAUGAAGUCAUUGGUAAUUACUAUUCAUCUGAGAGAAUGGCUGAUAAUGCCUGCGUUCUUUUUGCCGUCUCUGUUCUUAUGUUUAUAAUCAGUUCAAUGCUGGUUUAUGGAGCCAUUUCUUAUCAAGUGGGCUGGCUGAUUCCUUUCUUCUGCUACCGACUUUUUGACUUCGUUCUCAGUUGUCUGGUAGCCAUCAGUUCUCUCACUUACUUGCCAAGAAUCAAAGAAUAUCUGGAUCAGUUGCCUGAUUUCCCCUACAAAGAUGACCUCCUGGCAUUGGACUCCAGCUGCCUUCUGUUCAUUGUACUUGUGUUCUUUGUGGUAUUCAUCAUUUUUAAGGCUUACCUAAUCAAUUGUGUUUGGAACUGCUACAAAUACAUCAACAAUAGAAAUGUGCCAGAGAUUGCCGUGUAUCCUGCCUUUGAAGCACCUCCACAGUACGUUUUGCCAACCUAUGAAAUGGCUGUGAAGAUUCCUGAGAAAGAGCCACCACCUCCUUACCUGCCUGCCUGAGGACGUUCUACCUUGUCAAUAAAGCCUAUACCAGCUUCUUGUCUUGUUUAUUUUACAGAAAGCUGCAAUGCAGGGCUCUCAGACUCGUUUGAUGUAAAGUGCACUGUCUUGUCUGAGCAUUUAUUUUCAAACACUAAGGAGCUUUUGGACAUUAUUAAAAAUUUUGUUAAGAAUCACAUUGUAGAAACUUUUGAAGACAAUCUAGGUUAAGCAAGAGCAAAGUGCCAUUGUUAGCCUUUAACUGAGGGUAGGGAGGGGAAGGGUCUCUAUGUUUUCUUUUUUAACUUUGCACUUUCUUUGUAUAAUGGUUUAUGUUUUGGAUGUCUGAUGCCCUGAAUAGUUUCCAGAGAGUGAGUUGGUCGAAGAUCCGCAGUCUCCAGCUCUGUGAAACAGGAGAGAGAAAGAGCAUUUUGACUUGACCUGGAAGAUGACGGUUGCAUGCUUCUCAUUUGUAUGUUUUCAUCUUUGUGAUAAAAUGCUUUAAUAAAGCUCUUAAAUUUUACCAUUGUCCUUAAA